AUGGGCCGGUUACCAUUCCCAGCUGAUGCCGAACUUACGGGGCCGGACCGCUUGGUGCUGAGCGUGAUGCAGAAGCAAUACGAAGUACACGAGCUCACGGCAGACGUGGAUGCCGCAGAGGAGUCUGAUGACUCGGCCAAAAAACGCUUCGAGCCUACUGUUUUUAGCUCCGUGGAUCUCCCGGACAUAAAAAAUGCUUUCUUCCACGAUAACAUUGUUUUACCCUACACGAAGUGGGCGCGCACAGUUGUGCGAAAUGAAGCCGAUGUUGUCAUGAUCACCCAUCUGCUGCUGUACAGCUGCACUACGCUACCAUCUGCAAUCUACCUCUUCUACAACUUCCACUGGUGGCACGCAAUCCUCCACGGUGUCAUGCAGGGAUGGUAUGCUGGCGCUUACACGCUUCUAAAGCAUCAGCACAUCCAUGCGCGAGGAGUGUUGAGCAAGAAGUACGCUGUUGUCGACGAGCUGUUCCCGUACGUGCUCGAUCCGUUAAUGGGACAUACGUGGAACUCGUACUACUUCCACCACGUCAAGCACCAUCACGUGGAAGGUAAUGGACCAAAUGACCUAUCAUCUACGGUUCGAUACCAGAGAGAUGACGUAUGGGACUUCUUAAAAUACGUUGGACGGUUCUACUUCCUGAUCUGGUUCGAUCUACCGCGCUACUUUCUACGCACUCGGAAGCCUAUGAUGGCACUCAAGGCGGGAGGAUGCGAGAUUGGCAACUAUGCUUUCCUGUACUUUUUGUUCAAUUACGUCAACACCCGCGCGACCAUCUUUGUAUUCCUCAUUCCGCUUGCUCUUAUGCGCCUAGCACUCAUGACCGGAAACUGGGGUCAGCACGCUCUCGUGGACGAGUUGGAGCCGGACUCCGACUUCAGGUCUAGUAUCACACUCAUUGACGUUCCUAGCAACCGCUACUGCUACAACGACGGCUACCACACAUCUCACCAUCUCAAUCCACUUCGCCACUGGCGUGAGCACCCGGUAGCGUUCUUGUCCCAGAAGAAACAGUACUCGGACGAGCAUGCUUUGGUUUUCUACAACAUCGACUACAUGUUCUUGACCAUCAACCUACUGAGAAAGAACUACGAUCACGUUGCUCGCUGCUUGGUGCCUAUGGGCGCACAAAUGAACCUCACGCACGAGGAGCGCGUAGCGAUGCUGAAGCGCAAGACGAGGAAGUUCACCGAGGAGGAAAUCGCUGCUAAAUGGGGCAAGCAAUAUGCGAGGCUGAAGUAG
Messenger RNA from Parastagonospora nodorum SN15, 1245 nucleotides. RefSeq lists its product as hypothetical. Bases 1 to 1245 code for a protein of 414 amino acids. The transcript has 3 exons. Gene Ontology annotation, biological process: lipid metabolic process. Lineage: Eukaryota; Fungi; Ascomycota; Dothideomycetes; Pleosporales; Phaeosphaeriaceae. The record is from RefSeq and is a predicted model, not a curated record.